CUGAAUAUGUUAUCACAAUUUAUUUCAUAUUGAUUAUGUUUUUGAAUGUUGUGCAAGCAUAGGUAUAAGUACAUUAGAAAAAGGUCAACUUUCUAAUUUAUUUUUUUCUUGGCAACUACGUCGAAUACCAAUUGGCAAAUUUUACUUUGAAGUAAUGAGAUUUAAUUGUAUAGGAUACGAAAUGAGUUGAUUGGUGGGUAGUGAGGGAUGAUGAUGAGGAGGAAUAUAAUGCUUUUGUUUAUAGUAUACUAUUAUUAUUAUUUAUGAUGAAAUAAUGAAUGAAGAAUGAAUGAAUGGGUUGGUAAGGUAAAAACAUUGGGAAGAAGGCAAAAAAGGGUUAAACACUCUUUAAAAAGAGGGAAAAUAUGUCCAUUUCCAUAGCAUUAGGAGAUUUGAGGGAGAAGGCAAGAAUGGAGUCAUUGACCACAGAUUUAGAAGACUUUGAAAACUCCGAAACAGCCUCUUCCUCUCACUUAUUUAUUAAUAUUAUUUAAAAUCUAAUUGCAUCCACUAUUCUUCUUCCCUUUGGAAUUUUGAACCGGCUCCCUCUUUCGCUGGUUGGUGGUGCCAAACCAGAACACACAACACAUACAUACAUACAUACAUACACAUAUAUACAUACAUACCCAGAUCAGUUUUUGAGUCAAAGUUUUGAAGAGUACAACUGAAGAUUUAAUGAAAACUUUUCUGUUUGAGAUCUGAUUGAAGUAUUGGCAAAAUCCAAUAGAGUUAGCCAAGUGCUGCCAGAUUUUUGGUUCUUGGAUUCAAAGGAUUAUAUAUUAAAUCUACUGAGUUUGUUGAAUUGUUGAAGAUGGCUGUGAUUCAAGAUCAGUUGGAGAUCAAGUUUCGGUUAACUGAUGGAUCAGAUAUUGGUCCCAAAACUUUUCCUACAGCUACAAGUGUUGCAACCUUGAAAGAAAGUAUACUUUCUCAAUGGCCUAAAGAGAAGGACAAUGGUCCAAAGACAGUAAAAGAUGUCAAGCUAAUAAGUGGAGGGAAAAUAUUAGACAACAGCAGAACAGUUGCAGAUUGUCGUAGCCCCUUAUGCGACAUCCCCGGUACAGUUACAACCAUGCAUGUUGUAGUUCAACCACCACCACAGGAGAAAGAAAAGAAAGCGACUAGCGAACUGAAGCAAAACAAGUGUGUCUGUGUCAUAUUAUGAUUGAAAAUAACAGAGGAAAUGGGAGUUGGAUUGACAUCAUUUUUAGAUAAAGAGAGAAGUGGAGCUUGUAAAAUUGGAUAACCAAGUUGGAUGGCUCGUGUUGGUGGGGUUCAGGAUUUGUACUUUGACUGCAUGCAUAUACAGUGAUAUACGUAUACAUAAUACAUAUAUAGGUGUUUUAAUGUUGUUUUGUCAGUGGUUUUCUUUAUAGCAGUUGAGUUGUAUUUCAUAUUUCAAUACCAUUCUACAUUAUUUAUUUGUAUUCCAUUGGAUUCUACAAUUUUUUUUGCUCCA
Messenger RNA from Cannabis sativa, 1459 nucleotides. Its product is annotated as membrane-anchored ubiquitin-fold protein 1. NCBI's taxonomy places the organism in Eukaryota, Viridiplantae, Streptophyta, Magnoliopsida, Rosales, Cannabaceae. The transcript is spliced from 5 exons. The record is from RefSeq and is a predicted model, not a curated record. Bases 812 to 1165 code for a protein of 117 amino acids.